GGGGCCCGCCCGGAUUCCAGGCUGGCUCCCGGUGUGACGUCACGCCCGGUCCCGGCCCCUCGCGCUCGGGAAAAUGCUGCUCUCGGUGCCGCCGCGCUCGGGGCUCCCCGCCUUCGCCUACAACAAGGGCGGCAAGAAGCAGCCCUAUGUGCCCCCGGCCCAGCCCCUGGGCCCCCCCAGCCCCAGCCCAGCCGGGGGGGCCCCGGACCAGCUCAGCAAAACCAACCUGUACAUCCGGGGGCUGCACCCCGGCACCACCGACCAGGACCUGGUCAAGCUCUGCCAGCCCUAUGGGAAGAUCGUCUCCACCAAAGCCAUCCUGGAUAAAACAACCAACAAGUGCAAAGGUUAUGGUUUCGUGGACUUUGACAGCCCCACAGCCGCCCAAAAAGCCGUGACAGCCCUGAAGGCCAGCGGGGUGCAGGCACAGAUGGCCAAGGUACCGACCCCCCCCCCAACAUCGCGCCCCCAGAGCCCCCCCAGGAGCCCCCUGCCCUGGGCUGACCCCUCCCCACAGCAACAGGAGCAGGACCCCACCAACCUGUACAUCUCGAACCUGCCACUGGGCGUGGACGAGCAGGAGCUGGAGGCGCUGCUGAAGCCCUUCGGGCAGGUGGUCUCCACCCGCAUCCUGCGCGACCCCCACGGCGCCAGCAGGGGCGUGGGAUUCGCACGGAUGGAAUCCACGGAGAAGUGCGAGGCCGUCAUCACCCACUUCAACGGGAAAUUCAUCAAAACCCCCCCGGGGGUGCCAGCCCCCCCAGACCCCCUCCUGUGCAAGUUUGCUGAUGGGGGGCAGAAGAAGAGGCAGAGCCAGGGCAAGUUUGUGUCCAACGGCAGAGCCUGGGCCCGGGACGGCGACACGGGCACCGUGACCUUGGCCUACGACCCCGCCACGGCGCUGCAGAACGGGUUCUACCCCGCGCCCUACGGGCUGGCCCCCGGCCGGAUGCUGCCCCCCGCCGCCCUGGCCCCCUACCUGCCCUCCCCGGUGUCCUCCUACCAGGUCCACGGCCCCGCCUGGAUGCACCAGUCCUACCUCGUGCAGCCCACGGGCGCGGUGCUGGCCCCCGCCGUUGACCACGCCGUCCCCCUCCAGCCCUCCGUGGUGGCCCCCCUGGCCCAGCAGCUCGGUCACCUCUCUCUGGGCAGCGCAGGCACGUACGUCCCCGCUGCCGCCGCCGUCCCCGGAGCCUUCAUCCCCCCGUACCCGCCGGUGCCCCCCGCCCUCCCGCUGGAGGACGGUGGAGCCGCCCCCACCCACGCCCCCAUCGAGUCUCCGUCCGAGCCCGGCGCCUUCCCCUACCCCUACCCCAAGUAGCGGCGGGGGCCCGGCCCGAGGGACCCCCCCCCCAAAACCACCCGGGAUGGGACCCCCGCCCCCCAAAAUCCCCCGGGACGGGACCCCCGCCCGGUGCCCCCCACCCCGGGAAAGCUCCGAGCUCCGGGUGGGGGUCCCGGCGUGGGGUUUGGGGGGGGGGGGUCCCUCUGUUCCACCCCCUCCUCUUCCUCCCCCCUCGGAGGGCUUUUCUUCCUCCCGCGUUUUCUAAAAAAACUGGGAAAACAAAAAAAACAAAAAAACCAGGAAA
Camarhynchus parvulus is the source of this 1589-nucleotide messenger RNA. It is a transcript of the gene RBMS2, whose product is annotated as RNA binding motif single stranded interacting protein 2. Gene Ontology annotation, molecular function: poly(U) RNA binding; mRNA 3'-UTR binding; poly(A) binding. Bases 74 to 1321 code for a protein of 415 amino acids. NCBI's taxonomy places the organism in Eukaryota, Metazoa, Chordata, Aves, Passeriformes, Thraupidae. The transcript has 12 exons. Gene Ontology annotation, cellular component: cytosol; ribonucleoprotein complex; nucleus. The record is from RefSeq and is a predicted model, not a curated record.